Molecule: messenger RNA, 4126 nt
Organism: Melitaea cinxia (Glanville fritillary)
Lineage: Eukaryota; Metazoa; Arthropoda; Insecta; Lepidoptera; Nymphalidae
Gene: aub
Product: piwi-like protein Siwi
Exons: 18
Coding region: 99-2864 (921 amino acids)
Biological process (GO): regulatory ncRNA-mediated gene silencing
Cellular component (GO): P granule
Molecular function (GO): protein binding; piRNA binding
Source: RefSeq, a predicted model, not a curated record
UGGUUUGUAUUUCCUUGUUGCUGCUGGCCUGCGAAGCGUUUUAUUAGGUACUGGAUUCCUGUGGUGUUAUUUCUUAGUAUUAGCAACAGGUAUCAGAUAUGUCUGACCGUGGACGAGGGAGAGCUAGAGGUCGUGCGGGGAGAGGCGGAGAUGGUAGUGGACAGCAGCCGAGGCGUCCAGGGCAGCAAGGUCAUCCUCAACAGCAGGGGCCUCAGCAGCCAGGGCCUCAGCAGCCAGGGCCUCAGCAGCAAGGGCCUCCUCGGGCGCCUCAACCGGGACCUCGACCGCAACCCCCAUCAGCUUGGGGCCCACCUUCAGUUGCACCUCCCAUUAGGGCUGGUAUGCCUACACAAUCUGUAGGCAGAGCGUCCCAUCGCAGUACUCCUUCGACACAUGAUCAUCCUGGAGAUGUUGAUAUUCAGCAGAGAAUGCAAGCCAUGGCUCUAGCUCAAGCGCAGCCGUCUACUAGUGGUGGUGGUGGUGGUGGAGAUGCUGGUGCACCAGUUGUUGGUCGUGGAUCUCGCAGAGGAGGUGGACGUAUCUUGCCAGAGCAAGUACAAAUCUUGCGCACUCGUCCUGAAACAAUAACAUCAAAGAAAGGAAAUUCUGGAACACCAUUGGAUUUAACUGCAAACUAUUUUACGGUUGAGACUACACCAAAUUGGUCUCUUUAUCAAUAUCAUGUUGAUUUCUCUCCAGAUGAGGAUAGUACUGGAGUUCGUAAAGCAUUACUACGCAUACAUGCUAAAACACUUGGAGGAUAUAUAUUUGACGGUUCUGUCCUUUAUACUGUCCAACGAUUGCACCCAGAACCGAUGGAAUUAUACUCGGAUCGCAAAACGGAUAAUGCCCGUAUGCGAAUUUUAAUAAAGCUAACCUGCCAAGUUAGCCCAGGUGAUUACCAUUACAUCCAGAUAUUUAACAUUAUCAUAAGAUCAUGCUUCAACCUGAUGCAACUGCAACUUAUGAAUAGAGAUUUCUUUGAUCCUUCCGCUAAGGUAGAUAUUCCUGAAUAUAAACUGCAAAUAUGGCCAGGAUACAAAACUACUAUUAAUCAAUAUGAGGAUCGGCUUCUAAUGGUCACUGAAAUCACGCACAAAGUUAUACGUUUGGAUACAGUGCAUCUCAUGGUUAAAGAAUAUAUAGCAACGAAAGGUAAUAAUUAUAAAAAAAUAUUCAAUGACGAUAUUAUAGGUCAAAUUGUUAUGACGGACUAUAAUAAAAAGACAUACAGUGUUGAUGAUGUUACAUGGGAAGAAACACCAGAGUCCACAUUCCGUAUGAAAGACGAAAAUAUCUCGUACGUUGAUUAUUAUAAAAAGAAAUACAACUUAACGAUUACCGACAUGAAGCAGCCGCUGUUAAUACAUCGCUCCAAGGCCCGCGACAUCCGCGCCGGGAUGCCCGAGCUAGUUUACCUCAUUCCGGAACUGUGUCGUCAGACUGGCCUCACUGAUGAAAUGCGCUCAAACUUCCAACUCAUGAAGACGCUCGCUGUCCACACUAAGAUCGGACCGGACGCCCGUAUACAAAGACUCCUACACUUUAACCGCCGUCUCACUCAGAACAAGCAAGUUGUUGAGGAACUAGCAAAAUGGAAUAUGAAACUGUCAAAUACUUUAGUGCGUUUUAAAGGUCGUCAACUUCCAAACGAAAUAAUCGUACAAGAUACACACUCUAUUUCGGCGGGUAAUACUAAUGAUGGCUGGACCAGGGAUAUGCGAUCUAAAAAGCUGCAUAUGAUUGCAAGUCUACCUUCUUGGGUUCUAAUAACACCUGACCGACAAAGAAAAGAUGCAGAAAACUUUGUGGAGUUGAUUAUGAAAACUGGUAACGGAAUGGGUUUCAGAAUGCCUAGACCAGAUAUAGUGACACUUCAACGAGAUGGGCAUAUGGACUACGCCAAUGUCUGUGAAAAUGUUGUUGCAAGAAAAAAUCCUGCAUUGCUUUUAUGUGUAUUGGCUCGAAAUAGUACAGACAGGUAUGAAGCCAUAAAGAAGAAAUGCACAGUAGAUCGCGCUGUACCCACCCAAGUGAUCUGCGCACGAAACAUGACAAGUAAAUCGGCUAUGUCUAUAGCUACUAAAGUGGCCAUUCAAAUCAAUUGUAAGCUGGGCGGCGCGCCGUGGUCGCUGGACGUGCCCAUCCCGCACUUCAUGGUGGCGGGCUACGACGUGUGCCACGACACUCGCCACAAGGAGCGCAGCUACGGCGCCUUCGUGUCCACGCUCAACAAGCAGAUGACGCAGUACUACUCCAGCGUCAAUGCGCACACGUCGGGCGAAGAGCUUAGCGCGCACAUCGGCUUCAACAUGGCCACCGCCGUGCGCCGCUACCAGGAACGGAACGGUGCUUUACCUGGGCGCAUCUUUUUCUAUCGUGAUGGCGUAGGGGAUGGCCAAAUACCUUACGUGAAAAGUCACGAGGUAGACGAGAUUAAAAAAAGUCUUGCGGAGAUCUACGCGCCUAAUCAACCGAGAUUGGCGUUCAUCAUCGUGUCAAAGCGAAUCAACACCAGAGUUUUUGUAGACUGCGGUCGCACCGGCGAAAACCCAAGGCCGGGAACGGUAAUAGACGACGUGAUCACGUUGCCAGAACGUUAUGACUUCUUUUUGGUGUCUCAAAAUGUACGGGAAGGAACUAUUGCUCCCACGUCGUACAACGUCAUCGAAGAUACGGCAUGCUUGCCGCCAGACCGCCUGCAGCGCCUGACGUACAAGCUGACACACAUGUACUACAACUGCUCGACGCAGGUUCGCGUGCCGUCCGUGUGCCAGUACGCACACAAGCUGGCCUUCCUCGCCGCCAACAGCCUGCACGGCCCGCCGCAUUACACGCUCAGCGACACCCUCUACUUCCUUUAAAUCUCUUUUUUUUUUUCUUUUUUUUUUUAUUAUGUAAGCUUUCAAACCCACCUCACGUUGCCUUUUUUUUAUUUACGAGACCGAAUGGUCCUUUUUUUCGUAUGUAGUUUCUUUAUUGUAUUUAAAUAGAUCUAAUUAAACAACUAAGAAAAAAUCAACAUCAAUCAUUUAAUGUCAUCUUCUUCGUAAGAUGACAUGUAUGUUUAAAUAAGGCAUAGUGAUGUUGCUCUCUAAAAAAGGCCAUAAUGUUCGAUGUUCCUGUGUGUUAAAUUGAAAGUCAAUGUUUGAUACAUUUUAUAUACCUAAAUGAUGACAACCUGUAAUAAAACUUUUUGAUGUCUAUAUAUUAUGCAGCUUCUUACGACUGCUAAUAUAUUAAAUGUUUUUGGCGAUUGUUUACUGAUUCUAGAAAUUCGUUUCUCGUCAGAAUACACGUUAACUGAAUGUCUAGUGCGAGUUUCGUUUGAUCCAUCUCGCAAUAACGGGCGUAAUUUUUAACUUCAUUUUAUAUGAGAAGUUCGGGAAUUCAACCUAGUUGUCGCGUUUGCCGCUAGAUGACUGUAUCGAUUGUAUCGUAUAUUCUUUAUCGUCUAGGCUGCACUGUUUAAAUUCCCAUGAAAAUAAUCUUCACGUAUAAACGCGUUUCUGUCAUGUUUCUGUAAAUAAAACUUGCACUAGCCACUCUGUUGUGAUCAUCUGAAAAUUUUACUUCGAUCAAAUCCUUAACUCAGAAUAUAUGUCCAAACAUUCAGACAUAUUUGUUCUGGAGAACACAAAAUAUUUACGUCUUGUACGUAUAUAAAAAAUCAAUAUUUCUGUGUUCAAUAAACAUAGAAGUUAUACUCUAUCUUUAUCAGUUAUCUUUUGCUCUAUAUGAUUAUCUCUAUAGUAAAGGAAAGGAGGACCGACUUCGUAUUUUAGUCGUUUCCAUAUUCUACUUUACUUAGUUUUAGUUUUUUUUUGAAUGUGUCAUCUUGUUUUAGAUUUAAGAUGUUUAUUUAAGUUACUGAUAAGGGCUAACUUUUGUCAAAACAAAUUGAUUAAUUCAUGUUAACCUUAUUAUACUCGUGUUAAAUAUUUAAGAACCACAUAUUUUAAUUAUUCUUUCUGCGAAUAAACCCAAAUACGGGUAUUUAUGACUGCUUUCAGCUAUUUCCUAAAGUAAAGUUUAAAAAAAAAACAUCUUUAACUGUUGAUAGUUUUUUAAAUAUCUUAUAUUUAGAGAUUACUUUUGUACUUUGAAUAAAGUAUUAUUUUCUUAA